Procambarus clarkii (red swamp crayfish) is the source of this 4511-nucleotide messenger RNA. RefSeq names its product chaoptin. The record is from RefSeq and is a predicted model, not a curated record. Gene Ontology annotation, cellular component: extracellular matrix. NCBI's taxonomy places the organism in Eukaryota, Metazoa, Arthropoda, Malacostraca, Decapoda, Cambaridae. Gene Ontology annotation, molecular function: protein binding.
UCUGUCUCUCAGUGCAUGACUGGACGUUGUGGUGGGAGGAUGCUUCUCGUCUCUCGUUAAACUAACACACACGUGUGACAUCUUAACAACAUUAUCAUUGCUUUUGGUCACCUGUGAAGUAUAUCAAUGGUAAAACAAGAGAAAAUGUCACGCAAUUUGUAGUAAAGUGAUCCGGAAAUAAGAGAAGUGAAGUAAUAUGCCAAGGUCGGUAACGUGGACGUUGUUGGUGGUGAGUGGGUUCUUAUGUUGUUCCAUCACAGCUGACGAACCAAAGUUCAAGUGCCCUACGACAGCGCCGUAUUACUACCCGUGCUUUUGUGUGCGGGGAGGCGAGGAGGGCCUCUACCUGCGCUGCGAGAACACCAACCUCGCCUCCAUUUCGGUAGGACUGGCCAACGUCAGGUUCCCCAUCGAGGAACUACGCCUUUACAAGUGCAACUUUAAGAAGCUCUACGGCGAUGUGUUCAAGUCCUUGCUGCUACACAAGCUGGUGCUGGAGGACACGAUGGUGUCGGAGGUGGACGCCAGGGUGUUCCAGCCUGUGGCCGACACCCUGACAGGCCUGCACUUCCUCCAGGCGCCCCUACAGGCCCUCCCCAAGGCGGCCUUCGACCCCCUUAAGAAGCUGAAGACGCUGGAGAUGGUGGGGGCCAACCUGACGCGUCUGCCAGCUUCCGUGUUCACCAGUCUCACUAGUCUGGAGACUCUUCAACUCAACCACUGUGCUCUCAAGAACGUCAACCAACAAGCUUUCCAGGGGAUGCCCAAGCUGAAGAAGGUGAGCCUCAGCCACAACGAGCUGGCCACCAUACCCAACGGUGUCUUCAAGAACAAGCGUGAAGUGAGAGCCCUCGACCUUUCCCACAACAAGUUUACCAAACUGGAUCUCGCAUACUUCCAGGACCUGAGUCAGCUGACGUACUGCAACAUGUCCCACAACCAGAUCAACAACUUCGGCAGGAAUCCCUUCGCCAGGAAUAAUGUGCUGGGUUGGCUCAGCCUCGCCCACAACCGCCUGGCCAGGAUCGACGCUCAGACCUUCAGGUCCAUGAGGUUCCUCCGGCGGCUCUACCUCAACGACAACCUCAUCAACAAUGUGGGUCGCGCCGCCUUCAGUAACAUGCGGCGUAUAGGAACCAUCGACCUCUCGCGCAACAAGCUCAAGCAGGUCGACACCAAGAUAUUUGAUGAUUUCCAGUACUGUGAACUUAUCAAUUUAGCAGAGAAUGAAAUAACCACAAUUCAGAAAAAUGCUUUUGUUAGUCUUUUUUUGGUGGCUAUCAACAUAAGCCACAACCAGAUCACAACAUUCGAGAAAGAAGCGUUCGUUAACACUAACAAUAUUACAGUGCUCGAUCUCUCUUACAACAAUAUAUCAGAAAUACCCAAAGAAGCCUUUUCGGGUACGAACAGUUAUAUGACCGACCUGCGAUUACAGUUUAACAAUAUAACCGAUCUUUCUCAUGUAACUUUGCAGUUCUCUGGAAUAAAAAUUCUUAAUGUAUCAUAUAACAGAAUUGAAACAAUUCCAAGACGAACAUUUCCUGAGCUGUUUGAACUGCAUACCAUCGACGCAAGCCAUAACCAGAUCCAUACCAUCGGCAGGAGUGUGUUUGCCGGCCUCUUCUCCAUUAGAAACAUGAACUUCAGUUACAACAAUAUGGACACGCUCUUCGGUAGCAUCUUCGGGUCCCUCCCGACCCUCCUCAGCUUAGACAUGUCACAUAACCGUCUCAGCAAGGUCUCUCGAGGCAUCUUCGCAAGUCUGGUGUCACUGCGAGAACUGUGGGUUAACAAUAACGCCAUCUCUAGUGUGUUCCUCAUCCCACAAUCACUCAACUACCUCUACCUGCAGCACAACAACAUCUCCAGUAUCCGUCCUGGCCUCACCUGGCCUCUGAUGAAUGCUCUCCUUUAUCUAGACUUGGACCACAAUCAUCUAGGAGACUCUAUGGGAGGGGGUACCUUCCAGAAUCUUAACUCACUCCGUUCUCUUAGUCUCAACAACAACUCCAUAACGGAACCACCAUGGCAAGCGUUUAGUGAGAUGCAGACUUUGCAAUACCUGAAUCUUGAUUACAACAACAUCACUAACCUCACGAGAGGGGCGUUUGGUCGUCUCCCAGUUGUGUUCAGACUCAAUCUGGCUUACAAUGGUAUGACUAACAUCAGCAAACAAUCAUUUGAAGGGCUUCUGCAGCUACUCACCCUGAACCUCUCGCAUAAUGCCCUUCAUCAUAUCCCCAACGAGGCAUUCAGAGGUUGUGUAUCAAUGCAAAGUAUAGAUUUAUCCCAUAAUUUCCUUAAAAAAAUUGACAAUGAAACUAAUGGGCUAUUUGACGACUUGUUGUCAAUCCGGCACAUCAAUGUUUCACACAAUCUCUUCGGCACUGUGUCCAAGAAGAUGUUUCCAUACCACAAGUGGAUCCCAUACAACGUGCAGUCGGUGGACAUGAGUUACAACCUCAUGCCCGUCCUCCACAAGAACCUACUUAUUGGCUUACAGAAGGUUAAACGACUUAAUAUCUCCCAUAAUCUCCUCAAUGAAAUACGACCCAACGUUAUUGGCAAUCUGACGAAACUUGAGGUCCUGGAUUUAUCUUCCAACGACCUGGAGGCCCUUAGUAACACCGUGUUUGGACGAGGAAAGUCCUUACGGGAGGUGUACCUCCAGAACAAUAGCCUCAUCUCCGUCCCAGCUCACAUUUUCAUGUCUAACGAGAACCUCACCUACCUCGACCUCUCUGAUAACAACCUCAAUCAUUACUACGAAGAUUUUGUACCUAGAGCCAUCAAUGGAACGACCAUAAGGUACACCAACAACCCCGUGGUGUGUGACUGCUCGCUGCGUCGAGUGCGGGCGUGGUUGGACACGUGGCUGGGGUCUGGGAGGUGGCGGGACGUGGUGUGCGGCGCCCCGCUGCACCUGGCGGGCCGCCCGCUGCCCGCCGUCAGCGAGGAGGAGCUCCGGUGUUCAGACGAGCGUCGCGCUCUUGAUCAAUACCAGGUGAACCCGGAUGUGAGGUUCCGACUACUUGGGGAGAACCCCGACGAGCUGGAGCAUCUGGAUGUGUCGUGGUACGUGACGACGAGGGAGGAUGUAGGGGGCUUUAAAGUCAUGGUGUACAACAUCAGCUCGGGCAAAGAGGUGGUCCAACGCCCCUACCCCUACACGGCCCGGCGGGGCAUGUUCUCAGACGUGCCGCGGGGCAGGUACAGAGUGUGUGUGGGAGUGUCAGACUCAACGAAUGGGACGCGAGCUCUCCAACCUUCCCAGUGCCAGGGAUUCUACGUCAGUCACGCCCACACGCCCACGCCCACUUCCUUCCUUCUCCUUGCCACCCUCGUGCUCCUCCUAGGAUUUAGGUGACUUUCGCUCGAGGCUACUAUAAUUGAUUGUUAUAAUUAUGCUGUACAAACUGUUGCUUAUAGUUCUCUAGUACGAGGGCUUCAACUACAAAGUAUGUCAAGAUAUUCCUAUGAGAAUAAUGACAAUCAUUAAGUUAAAUAAUGUGAACCUCUUGAUUGUGUUUUCCAGUAAGACGUACGAUGACUUGUUUCAUGAACAUAAUAACUAUAGCAUUUGUGUAAGGUAAAUUGAAUAUAAUUAUAAUACCUCGAGUAUGAUCAAAUGCAAAUCCACAUUAUCACGAGUAAUAAUAUUUAAUUCACUUGGGCACUCAGAGAUUCAAGCUUGAGCCUUAAAUAUAAAAGACCAUCACCCUAGCUCCAGGCCAUGAUGCUUCAAAUGAGGUUUAGUCACAGUUGAGUACCCCUUAUAUAUGUACUUCUGAAACCUUUGUUGACCAGACCACACACUAGAAGUUGAAGGGACGACGACGUUUCGGUCCGUCCUGGACCAUUCUCAAUCGACUUGAGAAUGGUCCAGGACGGACCGAAACGUCGUCGUCCUUUCAACUUCUAGUGUGUGGUCUGGUCAACAUACUUCAGCCACGUUAUUGUGACUCAUCGCCUGCUUCUGAAACCUUUCCUUAUUGUGAGCAUCCUGGGUUGUGGCUACAGUGCCUUGUUUCUUAUUUUUCUGACCAGAGUUCGAAUUUUCAAGGGUUCAAAUAAAAACUGAAAGGUAUUCCACUAUUGUCCAACAUGUUUUAUAACCCGUGCCUGACUCAGUCUGGUGACCCGAGGUGACCAGUGGUUGGCUGCUCUCUACACUAUACGAACUGAAACUUGAAGUAAAGUAAGAGUUUCAGAGUAGAGUUCCCACAUGUGGGCUCUAUUGACUAUAGCAGCUGAUAAUCACAAUGUUUACAUUCAUACCAUUGUGAUUAUCAGUCCAUAUAUUCAGUACUGUAUUUCUCUUCUUAAUUUAUAAUGUGUGCAAUAAAACUGUUUCAUAUGAGUAUACCUUGAUGUAUUAGACUGGCGUCACUAAUCUGUAAAUAUACUGCAUAAUUUUAUGUAGUAAUCGUGUAUAUAUUAUUAUGUCCUCAUGUUCAUAUUAUCUCUCGUGCUGUAUAAUACUAAAAAUAAAUCAUUGUGUUACAAAA